This is a messenger RNA of Rhagoletis zephyria (snowberry fruit fly), 636 nucleotides long. RefSeq lists its product as uncharacterized. The record is from RefSeq and is a predicted model, not a curated record. NCBI's taxonomy places the organism in Eukaryota, Metazoa, Arthropoda, Insecta, Diptera, Tephritidae.
CCUAUCAAUAAUGCUAGCUCUCCUAACAUAUCGAACUCAGUGGUUAACGCGGGUGGGAAAAACAAAAUUAAUUGCUACUGCUAACACAUGUUCUACCGACAGCGAUAAUGCAGUGAGUCCAAUUGAAAACGCCGCUCUUCCGGGUGCUGCUACUAUGAAUACAAAUGUAACCAGCAAUCAUGUUGAAAGCGCAUCUGAUGACCGCUAUCUCUCGUAUGCUGCUGCUGCCGCCUUUGCUGCUGCUUCUGUACCUCUCAAUACUGAUAACAUAAUAAGUAAUAACAUCAAAGGCGCUCACGCGAAAGCUAAACCGCGGAAUAUUAUUAUUGGAUGUAACCCGACUGCGGAAUUAGCGGUUGCUUCUCCCAUGAAGUGGUUACACUUAUCAUCAUUUAAGUCUUCGGUAACUGCGGAGCACAUUAUUAACUAUGUAUCUAAUCAUUCGUCGAUCCCAUCAGCAUCCAUCUCUUGCUACGUGCUUGUCAAGAAAGAUGUGUGUACUGACUCUUUGAAAAGAGUAAAUUUUAAACUUGGAAUUUCUUCCAUGUACUAUAGUAAGCUACUUAACUCCAAUAUGUGACCAACUAAUGUGACAGUGCGGCCGUUUAAAUUUAUUCAAAAGCAAGGGGGAGCACC